CCCUUGGCAUUCAAAAGCGCCGAAAGAGAGAAACCUAACAACCAUAGCCUUCCCUAACUCAUCGUGCGAGGUCCCUCGGCCUCCGCACAACCCCAACUCCAAGGGGCUGUGCAUGUUUUCCACGCCCAUGUCGGAACUGGAACUGGAACUGGACGUCCAUGCGCGGCCACCCUUCCUGCUCCAGCGCCCACCGCUCCUGCAGUCCGCACCGCCGCUCUUCAAGCAGCGAUCGUGGUCGCCGGACGCCUAUCGUGAUGAGGCCUGGCUCCGCCGCAAGGGAAACUGGAAAAACCGUCGCAGCAAGAGCGUCACCGACGAAGACGUGGACGAACUCAAAGCCUGUAUUGAAUUGGGCUUUGGAUUCGAUUCCUCUCCUGAAGUCGAGCUUGAUCCCCGCCUCUCCGAUACACUUCCCGCUCUCGGCCUCUACCACGCAGUCAAUAAACACUACAACGAAUCCCUCGUUCCCAAGACCACGACCACGCCGUCUUCCUCUGCCGCAUCUGACUGCGAAGGCACUCCUUCCCCGCAUGGCAGUCCCCACUCUGCCAUCUUCACCACAGGUGAUAACCCUCAGACCGUGAAGACGAGACUGAGGCAGUGGGCUCAGGUUGUUGGAUGUGCGGUGCGUCAAAGUUCUAGCUGAAUGGGUUAUGUGAUGAGAUGAUAAUUGUUGAUUCGAGUUGUUAAACCUAAACCAUUGCAAUAGAAGCUGUGUGUGAUUGAUAUAAAUGACAACUAUUUCCCACCGAAGCAAAGCGAUGCGGACCCUAUUUAACCACCCGAUUAUGAGGGAAGCAAACUAGUUAAUACAUGUGGGAGUGUCGGCAGAACUUUGUUUUGUAAUGUACUUGUGGAAUAUGUGAUGACUAAGUUAGAUCUAUUAUAGUAUUAUUACCUAUGUCAUGUGGUAGACUUACGUACAUUUAGUUUUAUCUUUGUUUCUGUGUUUGUACUGGGUGUGUGAAAAGAAAAGUGAAAAGGUCUUGGGUCUACUAGUGUAUUUGAAUCAA
Messenger RNA from Vigna angularis (adzuki bean), 1013 nucleotides. RefSeq lists its product as uncharacterized. The transcript has 2 exons. The record is from RefSeq and is a predicted model, not a curated record. Bases 113 to 646 code for a protein of 177 amino acids. Lineage: Eukaryota; Viridiplantae; Streptophyta; Magnoliopsida; Fabales; Fabaceae.